Molecule: messenger RNA, 1083 nt
Organism: Yamadazyma jaroonii
Lineage: Eukaryota; Fungi; Ascomycota; Pichiomycetes; Serinales; Debaryomycetaceae
Source: the annotation of a GenBank genome assembly
AUGAAAGCUUCCAUAUUAUUAUCAUUAAUUGCUUUAUCUGAAGCAGCUCCACUCAUUAUAACAAGAAUGCACACUGCACCAGCUGUUACCGAAUGGAAAACUUAUACUACUAAUACUGUCACAGCAAUUGAAACUGUCAUUCAAACAGUAAAUGGUCCUCCUCCUGAUCAAGGUAAAGAAGUAACUUCAAAUACUCCAGCUACUACUCCGGCUACUACUCCAGCAACUACUGAGACUACUCCAACUACUACUGAGACUACACCAACUACUACUGAGACUACUCCAGCUACUACUGAGACUACUCCAGCUACUACUGAAACUCCAGUCGUUCCAACUACUUCCUCAACUCCAGUCGAGGUCCCAACUACCUCAGAACAACCUCCAGCAGAAACUAGCGUUACUUCAACUGCUACACCUGUGGAGACUGUUCCAACUACUACUGAAGUCCCAACCACUUCAACUGUUCCAACUACUACUGCUUGGACUCCUUCAACUUUAUCAACUAUUACUUCAAGUUCAACUUCAACUACUGAAGCUCCAACUCCAACUCCUCAAACUACCACCUCAUCAACUUCAACUACAAGUACAAGUUCAACAGCUGCUGCUACAGCUAGCUCCCUUAAUGAGUUCCAAACUCAAAUUUUAAACGAACACAAUAAUAAAAGAGAUUUACAUGGAGUUCAACACUUAAGUUGGAGUGAUGAAUUAGCUGAAUAUGCCGCUAAUUAUGCUGCUAGUUCAUUCUCUUGUGAUAAUGUUCAAUUAAUUCAUUCCCAUGGUCCUUAUGGUGAAAAUUUGGCUGCAGGUUAUACCGGUGGUAGUUCACCAGUUGAUGCUUGGUAUGAUGAAAUUUCCCAAUAUGAUUACAAUAACCCAGGAUUUAGUGAAGCUACCGGACACUUCACUCAAGUCAUCUGGAAAGAUACUACCAAAUUAGGUUGUGCUUAUGUUACUUGUAAUAAUGCUUGGAGACAAUACACCAUUUGUGAAUAUUCUGAUUCAAGAGGUAAUAUUGUUGGUACUAACCCAGCAACUGGUAACAGUUUCUUCGUGGAUAAUGUUGUGAGACCACUUUCUGGUUAA